AUGUGGAUGCAGCACUUUUGUGUUUUCAUAGCAAACGUUAUUUUAAACUCGUCAACGAACGUAUCGGCUGAAGUAGAUCUAAAAGUGUCUGUCUUACAGCGUGAAGAAGUGUUUUGGUUUCUAAUAAUACGAAAAGAAAAUAAACAACCAAGAGAUGGUUUACCACAAGUCUGCUCAACCAAAGAUUAUUCCACUACUACAACAACUAAGGUAAAUAAACAAUAUAUUACAACGACAGCAACAACAAAUACAACAAAGCCGGCAAUAAAUAUUAAAUCAUUUAAAACAACAUCAUCGCCACUCAAAGAAAAAGCAGAAAAAUUGUUUGGAGGUCAAUAUACAGCAACAUCAGCAACAACACUAACAACAACUACAACAUCAUCAUCAUCAUCGUCAAACUCCACAGUAUUGUUUGCAACAACCAAAGAAGAAGUAAAUGAAGAAGAGAUCUUUUCUAUAAAACAAACUAAAGAGAAGAGUUUAGUAAAGAAUAAUGAAAUAAUGGCUGAACAACAACAACAGCAACAACAAGAAUAUUUUGAAAUUUUCAAAAAAACCAAAGAAAUAACAAAUGAAGAAGAGCAGCAACAGCAAGAAUUUAAUGAUGAAACACUAAUAACAACAACAACAACUACAGCUAGUAUUACAAAUAAACAACAGCAACAACAAUUACAAGAAAUGGCAACUCGUUUAACGGGUUCUACUAAUACAAAUACUGCUUCCUCUUGUUCACCAUCGACAUCGUCAUCGUCAUCAUCAUCAGCAACAUUAAUAAAGAGAGCUGAGAAUGAGAGAGAAAAUAGCGGGUUUUCAAUGAAUACAACAACUGGAGCAAAUGUGUUUGCUGUUACUAAUAGUAAUCAUCAGUCUCUAAAUAAAUGCGAGAGUGAACGUUUAGUAUGUGCGGCAAAUAAUAUUACGGGAGUUACAAAUAUUAUUAAUAAUAAUACUAAUAAUUUAAAUAAUACAACAAUAACAACAACAGCAAAUAAUAGUGUAACUAUUGGUGUUAUAAGUGUUAGUGGUAAUAAUCAAAAUAUUAGUAGUAGUAGUGCUGGCAUAGUGAAAAUCUCACAAAAAUUACAAGAAAAUCAAUUUAUUAAAAACGAACAACAGCAACAACAACAACAGCAGCAACAGUUGAAUAAUAAAAAAUUUAUAAAAUUUAAACAAAAUACAGUAACGGGUGCAAGUUUCGGCGAGGAUUUGAAAUCGCCUAGUAAAUUAACCUCUAGCAAUUCGGCAGGUAGUUUAGCUGGAGCAGCAGCAGCAACAUUUUUGCCCUCAUCUAGUGGUAAUUGUUUGGUUAAAAAGAAAAUGGUGGCCGUGCAAGAAAUGAAAAAGUCCUCACAGAAUAAUACACAUUUAAGUGGUUGUCUGGCCACAAAUCGUUUAAAUAAUCGUGUAGGAGGUGGUGGUGGUGGAGGCGGUGUAAGUGUAGAAUCCUCAGAAUUGGAUACUAAUGAGGAUUUAAGUUAUGGUCCAGGUAUUGUUUCCAAAUUAAGAUGCCGCUAUUUAAGUUUGGCUUUAAGAGAAUCCAUGGAACAACAACGUUUAAAUAAAGAUCAAUUAAGACGUUCUACUAGCUUAAACAAUCUACUGGAUAAUCAUAAUGAAGAGGAAAAUUGUGAUGAAGAUGAGGAGGUGGGGGCAGAAGAUGAUGAAGAUGCUGCUGCUCAACAGGAUUUUAUUUAUGAGAACUUUAAACAAGAUUCUCCCAAGAAAACAGGCAUUUUGAAAUCUUCUCUUAAUAAAACUCCCGAAAAACGGUAUUCUCCCCAUAAUCAGGGUUCAAAUGGUGUGGGUGUUACAUUUACCGAAACAUCUUAUAAUAAACGUUCUCGCCACUUGAAACGAGGCAAUGAUUCUUUGAAAAGAGCUCGUUCUGUAGAGGCUUUAUUAAGUGAAAAGUCUCCUUGGCAUACUAGAGCCAAUACAUCGGCUCCCUGUGCUAAUCAGGUAAGCAUAGAGGAUAAAAUUCAUAAUGCUAGAGAAAGACUGCAACAGGGUACGGAUCAUAUGCCACCCAAAAGACUAACCUCCAUAAUAGAUGAUACCGAAAGACCACCACCAGAUUUGGUUAAGCAAACUUUAAAAAUGUUUGAGGCCUCGGCUAAUCGUAGACCCAGAACCACAAAUCGUGGCAAUUGCAAAGGUGAGGUGGCCAGUAAAGUGGAAACUUUUAAAAAUAUCAUUAAAGAACAAAAACCUUUGCCUACGUAUAACAACAAAUCUCUAAGUCCCACUAAGAAAUUAAAUCUUACACCACAACAACAACAGCAAAAACCUUUAAAAUCGUCCACACCACAAGCCAAUGAUCUAUUGCAAACUCCCUUGGGUAGAAAGGCCCUUAACAAGGCUAUGGCCCAUAAUACAAGCGCAGAAAGUUUAACACCUUUAAAAGGUCUUAACUCGCUAUCAGAACAUACACCGGACAUAAUACCGCGACAAAAAUUCAAUCAAGAGCAGCGUGAACAAAACAAAAAUAAAGAGCAAAUGGAAUUGCAAUCAAAAGAGAAACUAACUAUGAGAGAUUUAAAUAAAGAGAAAUUUGAUAUGUUAAGCGAUUCUCCGGUCACAUCGCUCAGCAAAGAGUUAAGUAAAUUGAAAUUAAACGAUAACACACCAACUAAAAGCAGCAGCAGCGAUAACUGCAGCAAAAAUGCUGUUAACGAUGGCGGUGAUAAUGGUGGUGGUGACGCAUCGUGCCAACGCCACAAUAUAAAUAACAAAUAUCCCCCCUACAACAACGAUUCAAUAAACGAAGAAAGCAACUCUCUUAAAAACGAAAACGAUAAGAUUAUAAUAAAUAAUAAAAAAUCAAAUAAUACUGAAGCUAUUACUACAACAGCAACUACAAUUUCAAGCAGUAGCAGCAGCAACAAUACGAUCGCUAUGAAAACCGAAGAAGCAACAGUUAAUAAUUAUGACUGUUUAACAAAGAAGACGGACAAAGAAGAAAACGGCGACAAUAAUGUAGACGACGCCUCAACGCCUCCUCCCAGUAGUAGUGAUUUAAGUGACGGUGGUGAAGACAUCGAUCACGAUACGGGCGAUUUGAAAUUAACAACCACAAAACGUAUAACGCGCACGGCACUCGAUAAUAUAGCAAAAGCGGGUUAUACACAACAAUUUAAAUUCAAUACAACAACAACAACAAAUUCCCCCACUUCCUCCACCUCCUCCGCUUCCUCUACAGCCCUUAAUACGGGCAAACAAAUAGGUGUUAUACGUCCUUUACUCAAUACCCAACAGCAACAACAACAACAGCAAAAAAUCAACGAUUCCACUAUGGAAACUUUAAAACAUUCCUCACCCAAUACCACAAAUCUAACUUCACGUGAAAUCGAAAAGAAUCGCAUAAAUGAUUUGAAAAAAUCCACUAAUACUACACAUCAAACAUCUCCUACAGCAACAGCUCAUAAUCAAACAUCCUCGACCUCUUCGCCCUCAGCUAGUCUUGAACAUCAUGUGAUUAAAUCAAACGCCUCAAAUAGUGCAACAGCUUCUACUACCGGCUAUUCCGAUGUUGAUUCCGUUAUAAGUGCUACAAAUAGUCCAUUGUGGGCCAUGCGUAAACGACGCCAGGCACCACCAGCUGCACCUGCCGAAAAUACCUCUAUGGUGUUUAAUUUUUCAAAUCGUAAAGAAGUUCCCGAUUAUAUAGAAAAUGAUGGUGUUAUUUUCCGGCGCAAAAGAGAAUUGCCAAAGGUAAGUGCUUUUUAAACUUAAACUUUAUUU
Molecule: messenger RNA, 3741 nt
Organism: Lucilia cuprina (Australian sheep blowfly)
Lineage: Eukaryota; Metazoa; Arthropoda; Insecta; Diptera; Calliphoridae
Exons: 2
Coding region: 1-3726 (1241 amino acids)
Biological process (GO): chemotaxis; neuronal signal transduction
Cellular component (GO): rough endoplasmic reticulum membrane; nuclear membrane
Molecular function (GO): microtubule binding
Source: RefSeq, a predicted model, not a curated record